This is a messenger RNA of Porites evermanni, 1646 nucleotides long. Lineage: Eukaryota; Metazoa; Cnidaria; Anthozoa; Scleractinia; Poritidae. The record is from the annotation of a GenBank genome assembly.
AGUUCAACACAACAUCAAGGACUAUAAAAGGCCUUAAGGCAUAGUGCUAUCAACAGUGUGUUUUUGAACUCGAAACCUUCACAAGUUAAGCUUUACCUCAAAAUUCAGCAACAUGCCUGCAUCAGGAAAGGUAAAUGCCUCAUUAGGUUGUAAAGAGGUUACAAUAUUCCUCUGAAUUACCAUAGAAUUUUUAUUUCAAACGAUAAGUGUCUAUCACAACAAACUUUGAAUCAGAUUUCUUGCACAUUCUUGACAGGAUAAAAUCUAGACUUUCUUGAGCGAAAGAGAUAAAAUUGGACUUGUAACGUGGCUUUGUAGAUUGCAUAGAAAAGGAAGUCAUAAAAGCUUGGGGGAAGGGGAUAGGGGUUUUGUGUUAUUUCUCGCUCUAUUUAAAAAUACUUACCAGUGCUUACCGUGGCUUCGUUAUUUCAAGAAAACAGUUAUGUAAAACAAAAAAUAUUAAUUAUUAACCAUAAUAAUAACGUAUUUAUGAUCAUAAUGUUUUCAGAAAAUUGUGCAAAGCGAAGAACUCAGACGUCAGAUAAAUACUGGUUUGGGAAAGGAUGAUUACCUUGAAGGUAAAGCUAGGCUACAUUAAAUGUCAUGCGAUGACCUUCUUUCAUAUAAUUCUUCACUCCGCAGUUCUCAUAUAUAAUCUUCACAUAUUCAUAACUUCAAAAACUAUAUAGUUGUUACAAAAAUAACUCAAAACAAUGCGCUCUGAGUUAAAUGAAGUAAAACAAAAGAAAUGAACUGCUAACCCCUGAAAACUCAAGGACAUUUCUUUUUUCUUAUACCCCAAAAGCAAGAGAAAAUAGAUUUUUUAUUCUUGCCCACAGCCAUGGAGCCAAGUAAUAAUUAUAAUUUGAAACUAGACCGUCCACAGUCCCCUAUUUUUUCGUAAGACAGUCGAUCAGGAUCAAGCGCUUUUUCAUUUGUACCAAGGGGCGGGCGUCGGGGUCUAUCAAAUCCAAGAUGGCCGCCCGUAAUACAAAGCGGUCGAUCUCUACGAACUUACGAAAAAAUAGGGGACUGCGAACAGUCUAAUUUGAGACUAAAGCCUAUUAUGGCGUAUAGAAAUGUGAUACCUAGACUAUUUUCGCUCUCAUAUUCUAUUUAAUUUUUAUCAUUUAACAUUUUCAGGCCAGCUUUUGUGUAGGGAUUCCAAGAUCCAGGUGCUUCCUGCAGCCUUCUAUCUGAAUGAAAAUGUUAAUUUUAAACAAACUGCUACAUCAGGAAAAAUGAGCACACAAGGUUGUUGUUGCUAAGGAGUGCAGCAUGCUUUGUGUAGGGAUUCCAAGAUCCAGGUGCUUCCUGCAGCCUUCUAUCUGAAUGAAAAUGUUAAUUUUAAACAAACUGCUACAUCAGGAAAAAUGAGCACACAAGGUUGUUGUUGCUAAGGAGUGCAGCAUGCAGUAUUGAUGUGAAGAAGUUAUUUUAAAAGCACUAUUUAAUAUUUCGAUUAAAUAUCGCUGCUGUCAUUAUAUCAUAAACAUGUAAACUGUAAGCAAUGAUUUUUUCCCAAUACGUUGAAGGUUAAACUGAAAAGAAAACUAUAUUCAUUUUUUGAGCUACAGUUUAGAUGCAGUAUUGUUGUACAUUAAGAUACUCUUCUUAUACUAGGAAUAAAAGCUAUUGAAAUCAUC